Messenger RNA from Monodelphis domestica (gray short-tailed opossum), 5030 nucleotides. RefSeq names its product solute carrier family 6 member 13 (gene SLC6A13). Gene Ontology annotation, cellular component: plasma membrane; cell projection. Lineage: Eukaryota; Metazoa; Chordata; Mammalia; Didelphimorphia; Didelphidae. The record is from RefSeq and is a predicted model, not a curated record. Gene Ontology annotation, molecular function: gamma-aminobutyric acid:sodium:chloride symporter activity. Gene Ontology annotation, biological process: sodium ion transmembrane transport; nitrogen compound transport; neurotransmitter transport.
UCUCAACCCAUACUUUAAAUAGCCAGCACCUUCCCCUUUGGAUUCUUCUUCUCCCCCUUAGCUGGACCUCUGGCAGCUUCUUCCUUAAGGUGGGAUGGAUAACAGGGUCCCUGGUGCAACCAGCAAUGGAAAGACAAUACCAACUUAUUCAGUCGUGGAAAAGGAGAAAGAGGAGGAAGAAGAGGAGGGCACUCUAGAGCGGGGUCACUGGAACAAUAAGUUGGAAUAUGUGUUGUCUGUAGCAGGGGAAAUCAUUGGGCUGGGCAAUGUCUGGAGGUUCCCUUAUCUCUGCUACAAGAAUGGGGGAGGUGCCUUUUUCAUACCCUACCUCAUCUUCCUCUUCACCUGUGGCAUUCCUGUUUUCCUCCUGGAGACAGCACUGGGUCAGUAUACCAGCCAGGGGGGCGUCACAGCCUGGAGAAAGAUCUGCCCCAUCUUUGAGGGCAUUGGUUAUGCCUCCCAGGUGAUUGUCAUCCUCCUCAACUUCUACUACAUCAUUGUUCUGGCCUGGGCAUUCUUCUAUCUCUUCAGCUCCUUCACCAUUGACCUUCCCUGGGGCAGCUGUGACCACGAGUGGAACACUGAACACUGUGUGGAGUUUCAGAGGACCAAUGGCUCCCUGAAUGUGACAGCUGAGAAUGCCACCUCCCCUGUCAUUGAGUUUUGGGAGAGGCGGGUCCUGAAAAUCUCUGAAGGGAUCCAGCACCUGGGGAGCCUGCGCUGGGAGCUGGCCCUGUGCCUCCUGCUUGCCUGGAUUAUAUGCUACUUCUGCAUUUGGAAAGGAGUCAAGUCCACAGGCAAAGUGGUAUACUUCACAGCCACAUUUCCAUACCUCAUGCUGGUGGUCCUGUUAAUCCGAGGAGUGUCUCUGCCUGGUGCUGCCCAGGGCAUCCAGUUCUACCUGUACCCAGAUCUUACCCGUCUCUGGGAUCCCCAGGUAUGGAUGGACGCAGGCACCCAGAUCUUCUUCUCUUAUGCCAUCUGUCUGGGGUGUCUAACAGCCCUGGGCAGCUACAACAAAUACCACAACAACUGUUACAGGGAUUGCAUCUCACUAUGCUUCCUGAACAGUGGCACCAGCUUUGUGGCUGGUUUUGCUAUCUUCUCCAUUCUGGGCUUCAUGUCUCAGGAGCAGGGGGUGCCCAUAUCCGAGGUGGCAGAGUCAGGUCCUGGAUUGGCUUUCAUUGCAUACCCCAGGGCUGUGGUGAUGUUGCCCUUCUCUCCUCUUUGGGCCUGUUGUUUCUUCCUCAUGGUUGUGCUGCUUGGGCUGGAUAGCCAGUUUGUAUGUGUGGAGAGCCUGGUGACGGCCUUGGUGGACAUGUACCCCAACAUCCUUCGAAAGAAGAACCGACGGGAAACUCUGAUUCUGGCGAUUUCUGUCCUCUCCUACCUCAUUGGACUGAUUAUGCUCACUGAGGGUGGAAUGUAUGUGUUUCAGCUAUUUGACUAUUACGCGGCCAGUGGCAUGUGCCUAUUAUUUGUAGCCAUCUUUGAGACACUCUGUGUGGCCUGGGUAUAUGGAGCUGAGAGGUUCUAUGAUAACAUUGAAGAUAUGAUUGGCUAUCGGCCAUGGCCUGUUAUCAAAUAUUGCUGGAUAUUUCUCACACCGGCUGUAUGCACAGCCACCUUCCUUUUCUCUUUGGCCAAGUACACCCCACUGACCUACAACAAGAAGUACACUUACCCAUGGUGGGGUGAUGCUCUGGGUUGGCUCCUGGCGCUCUCUUCCAUGGUCUGCAUUCCUGCCUGGAGUGGUUAUAAGCUGAUGACUCUCAAAGGCUCCCUGAGGGAGAGAGUUCGCCAGCUCAUAUGCCCAGAAGAGGACCUGCCCCAGCGGCUAUGUACAGCACCUCCCACUCCCUCCACUACUAGGGCAGCACUUCUUAGGCUCACAGAACUUGAGUCUAACUGUUAGAGGUCAACUCAGACUGUGAUCUGGAACCCACUUCUGGUUUUCCAAAGUCCUACAUAUUCAGUUCCUUUCCUUGUCCUAGAUAGGGCUGCAGAGCUGAGAAGGCAAGAUUGCUAUGCCUUUUUGGAGGAAGGGGCUUUCUAUACACACCCAAUCCCACUUCACCCCAGAAUCAUAGACAAAAUACUAGGGAGUGUCCUGCACUAUUCCUUCUGGGAUGGAGGUCUCAUGACCCCAAAUUCAUGUUGGGUGGGAGAGGAAGAAACUGAGUGCAAAUUAAGACUUCAGUUACUUGAGAGAGGAGAAUCUUUUUGGGGAGGAGAAUGGGUUGGGGUGGAGAGAGACAUUAAAAAAAAUAGGCCAUCUCCAUUCCAUUAAAUUCACAUUUUCCACACUGGUUCUCCUGCAAAAGCUUAGCCUUGUCUCUGUUUCUUUGUCCUUCCAACCUGUUUCCCUAAUUUCCUUGCUUCACGAUACUGUCUCCUUCUUCCUCUAUUCCCCCUACUUCAUGGAACUUGUAGGAAUAGGAGGGAUGGAACUUGUAGGAAUAGGAGGGAGCUAUUCAUUGUUUAUGAGGUCUCAAAUCCCCAUGAUCUUUACCACAAACAAGAGUUAUGUAGGUCUGUUAUUUCUCCUUUAUGCAUUAUCAUUGUCAUGUCUACCCUGAAAUUUCAGAGUCCUUCCCUUUCUUUGAUUCCCUCCUUUUUUCUUAAGAGCUAAAAAAAACAAACAACUUUUUUUUAAAAUUUCUAAAGAAUUCCAAAGAUUCCAAAGAUAAAAUUCCAAAGAAUUUCUAGACAGAAGACAUGGCCUGUGUCCUUGAGGGAUUUUUAAUCUAGUUGGGGAGAUUUGAUAAAUACUUCAGCCUGAAGUUAGUGUGACACAGGAGGAAAAGCCCUAGAGACCUGGGUUCCUGUCUCAGUCACUCGUGCAUGUCCUUCUCUCCUACUGCCCUAGCUUCUUUCAUCCCCUUCCCUUCCCUUAGUUUUCCUUCAUAGAGCCUUGUUGAGUGAGGUUCCACAGUUCCCAUGAUCAGAGUAGAUGGAAAAAUGGAUGGAUGGAAGAACACCAAAUGGAGUGUUCCAUCACCAAAUUCUUGGACCAUAUGAAACCAUCUUUUCUUCUCUCUAACCUUCCCUUAAAGUAUCCAUAUUUUGAUAUAAAAAGGUUCUGGUGGUAGGUGCAGUGAGAAGAGUUACUGGGAAAGUGAAGGGCUGAUCCUUAUGCACAGAGAGAAAAAAAGAAAGGCAGACUGACUUUCUCUGGCAUUUCUUUAUAUCUUUCAUUAGCAUUUACCAAGUGCCUGCUGUGACCUACGGUGGCAAAAGCUCAGAAUCAGAUGGGACCUCAGGACAUCAAGUUCAACUUUCUAUAUGACAUUCCUAAUAAGUGGUUAUACAACCUUCUCUUGAAGACCUUUAUUGAGGGGCAAUCUGAUUCCCCACCCUCAAGACCUUGAUACUCUUUUCCUCAAAUAUUCUUAGAGCACUUUGCUUGUUGUUUCUUACCAUUUUUGAUCUUUUAUUAUGCUUAUCUAUAUAUCUAUAAUAUCUAGUGCCCUAUAUGGUAGGCUCUUUGAGGGGAAGUUCUUUGGUUGUUUGUAAUAUGGGCCUUGAUACAAGAGUAGGAAUUAGACUAAGAAGAGAUAGUAGGGCACUUUGGGUAGAAGAAGGAAUGGAGAUGAAGAAAGCUGUGACCAAGGACAGAAAUGUGUAUUUCAGAUUUUAGUAUUAUGGAAUCACAGGUAUAGAUUUGGUAGUAAUGAAAAAUAGGGUUGAAGAGAUAAUUUCCUAUCUCACUCCUCUUUUUACUUAUUUGCUACUUUUUGCCGUUUAGUUCAUUCUUGGUUAUGGGUUGUUGCUGAGGGAUGAGUAUAAUUGAAAUCCCUAUAUCUUAUGUUGGUUGGUCAUUAUUUUAAAUAGUUUUAAACUUCUCUUUUCAACCAUAUAGUUUGCUGGAGUUGAUCUCAGGGAUUACAAAUGAUUCUCUUCCCUAUUGCUCCCUGGCAUUUUAGGUGGGCUCUUGACAGGGAGGAAAAUAUACUACAGAGGUAGUAAGUAGUAAGAGGCUGACAUAAGAGAAUCCCAUAUUCUCCCUAAUCCACACACUGGAGCAUCAGCCCUAGGACCAUUAAGAGUUGGCUAUAUCUGCAGGCAUUAUACUUUCAACUCUUCUGCCUUUUAACCCCUUUCUUGAUCUGUUUCCUUCAGACCUCACAAGAAUAAUAACUUUGCUGAGCAGGUUUACAAUCGCCAACCUCAAGUUCCCAAUCUUUCUUGGUCCUCCUAUUCCCAAGUGAUCCCUCUCUGCCUUAGGAAAGAAAGACUGUGGCAAUGAUGCUACAGGCACAAAUGUGAGAAAAAACCCAACUUGGAAUCUUGGGAGCCAAUAGCAGUAUCCAAGCUCCACCAGCAGUGGUCCUCAUCUUCCCAGGGUCUGCUUUCUUUUUUCAGUGAUCAGUUGUCACUAUCAGAUAUAGCCACAAGGGGGUGGCACUGCUGUAGACAAAGCCUUACUUGAAUUUCAGCACCUGGAGGGGAUGAUUACAUUUGGUACAUUGCUUAUGUGUCUAUGGAAAAGGGUUGAAUCCUGCUGGGCAAAGCUGGAUUUAAGUUUGAAUGCAAAGCUACAUGUGACAGGGACCAUCCUCUCUUUUGCUGGCCAGAGUCCUACCAUAGCAGAACCUUCUGGUGUGUGCUUCAACCCCUUUUCCUAGAACUCAUGGGUGUAGGAUCAAAGCUUCCUGAAGACCACUUCUUUUCAUAAGUGGAGAAUUACAGAAUACUGGACAUGGAAGACACCUUAGAGAUCAUCCAGUAUAAUCCUAUCCUUUUGGGAAUAAAAAGAUAUGGAUGCUUUCUGUUUUUUUAUAUCUUGGACAUUUUCCCAAUACCUCCCUCUUUCCCCCCAAUGAACCCUCUAUUGUGACAAAGUCAAAUAAAACUGACUGAUAGGUGCAUAUGUAACACUAUCCCUAUAGAGACCUCUUCCCCCUUCUGUUGAGAGAAGGGGAGUAUGUGUAUUCCUUUUUCCAAGCCCAAGACUGGUUAUUUCAAUGAAUUUGAGUUAAACUGCCUUUUAGCAUUGUUUUUGAUUACAUUAUUGUAGUCAUUGUGUA